Messenger RNA from Diaporthe batatas, 925 nucleotides. RefSeq lists its product as uncharacterized. Bases 162 to 548 code for a protein of 128 amino acids. The transcript has 2 exons. The record is from RefSeq and is a predicted model, not a curated record. NCBI's taxonomy places the organism in Eukaryota, Fungi, Ascomycota, Sordariomycetes, Diaporthales, Diaporthaceae.
GGACGUGCUUCUGUAUAGAUCAAUCCUGCUUACCUAGGUACCUUCAUUUACCUUGCCUUUUUUUACACCAGCUUCUCUGUCAUUUUAGUACCAGUCAUAGCACCCACUGCCACCCCACCUCAACCGCUCUUCAUUGACCAUUCAUCAUCAGCCUCGUCGACAUGUUCCCCAGCUUCGCACCCCGCCACAUCCCAGGCCUCAUCGUCGCCUCGACCAUGACAUUCGGCGGCAUGUGGGCAUUCCUCAACACCCAGGCAGCAAUGCUGGAGUUUGGGUUUCCCGCCAGGAUAGCCGAGGCGCCCGCAGCCGCCCCGGUGAAGGUGGUCGGCCAGGCCCGCGGGACUGUCAUCGGCCUGCUGGUCUUCACUUUCUACUCCCGGAGCCAAUUCGACCAGGUGGAUCUGGCCAUGGCUGUGACGGGCACCUAUUGUGGCCUGGUCGACAGCUAUGUUGUGUGGAAGGAGGGAAACCCUCGCAAGGCGCUGUUCCGCCUGGUCACUUCUGGCCUACUUGCUGCCUGGGGAUGGGCUGGCUGGACCUCACCCUGAGGCUAAGUAGCUGCCCAGGUGAUCCAUAUGAGACCGACUGGCGAAAAUGAUUAUCGGAGGCGGAGAGUACUGUGAUGUUUGGUUGACAGCUGCAUGUAGGACACCCUGCACCAUUAGGCUGCAAUCGGCAACAGCUCUAGAGAUUUCUUUCGGCUCAUCCAUGCCUACAUCCAUGACCUGCAGUUCUAUACCUCCCCAUCAUUUCUUCAAGUUAUUCUAAGCUUGGUUAUUAUGGCAAAUUCUAUGAGUAGACUAAAUCAGACCGGCCAGCGGGCAUCCAUAUGACCAACCAGAUCUAGAGACUCUUAGAGAUAAUCUGCCCUCCAUCAUACCCGACAAGGCUGAACAGAUAGAGAUUCUCUACGCCUAAAAGGCUG